AAACUUAGAUGCGUCCUUGAGUGUCUAAUUCUAUUUAUACGUUUUUGAGACGAUGGAAUUGACUUUGGUGCCUCAAAUGCAACAUUCAUAGAGAGAGAGAGAGAGAGCCUGCAAGUUUGCAUUCAUGGAUAGAGAAGAAAAUAAUGAAAUGGAUAUUGAUCUGUCACUGAAACUAGAUUCUAAAGAUGAAUCAAAAGAAGAUGAGCAAGUCCAAAAAGACGGUCUGAUAACUGCCCAAGACAAGAAAAAAGCAGAAGUAGAAGAAGUAGAUGAUGAAGCAUCAGUAGACAUGUCCUUGCAAGACAACUUCAAGACAGAAGAGUUAUCGGUGUUGCAGAUGGAGAUGAACCGGAUGAAAGAAGAGAACAAGGUGUUGAGAAAAGCUGUAGAUCAAACCAUGAAAAAUUACUAUAAUUUGCAGAUGAAAUUUGCGGUCAUCCAACAAAAUAACCAAAACAAGGAUCCUAAGAUCUUCCUAUCGCUUAACGGGAAUGAAAAUGCGAUUCAAGAGAUGAACAGAAGCCCAAGAGCUUUGGAUAUCAAUACCCAAACGCCGGAAUCACCAUCACAAGAAGAUGAUACCAGAGAAAGUCAUGAAUUAGGGUUAUCUUUGAGGCUUCAAACUUAUGAAAGUCAACAAGAAAGAGAAGAAGAAAAAGAAAAGAACAAGCAAAAUCAAGAUUUGACAAGGUUUGCACCAGUACAAAGUAACCUACCGUGCGGUGACUUGGCCGGAGUCACACAUGUUGCUUCUCCACCCAACAGAAAAGCAAGGGUUUCAGUUAGGGCAAGAUGCCAAACAGCUACAAUGAAUGAUGGUUGCCAAUGGAGAAAAUAUGGGCAAAAAAUUGCGAAAGGAAAUCCUUGUCCACGAGCCUACUAUCGAUGCACAGUAGCUCCAGGAUGUCCGGUUAGAAAACAGGUACAAAGGUGUUUGGAGGACAUGUCAAUACUCAUCACAACCUAUGAAGGAACCCAUAAUCAUCCACUCCCAGUGGGGGCCACAGCCAUGGCAUCAACAGCAUCCACAGCUGCAUCCUUUGUCUUAGUAGAUUCAAGCAAUCCUCAUUCAAAUGGCAUCACAAACUUCACUCAAUCACCAUCCUUCCCAUAUCAUAGCUCUCACAUGCUAAACUCAAUAUCCCCUUACACACCAAGUAUUAGAAACCUUAACCCUAAUGACCCUUCUAAAGGGAUUGUCCUUGACCUCACCAACAAUGCUUGUGACCCACAACACCAGCAAUACCCUGCGGCGGGUCCCUCAAGCUCAGCAGCUCAAUUAGGGUUUCCUUGGAUGCGUAGCUCACUAAGCAAUAAUCAUAGCGGUAAUGCUAUCAAUGCCAAUAAUCUUUUUUCGGGUACUAGAGGAGCGGAAGGAAACAAGUUGUUGGCCGAUAAUGUAACUGCAAUCGCUUCUGAUCCAAAGUUUAGGGUUGCAGUCGCGGCAGCAAUUUCAUCGCUCAUUAAUAAAGAAAACCAAAAGAAUCAUCCUAUGGGGAAUUCUUUAGGUCCUCCCAAGGAUGGGGAGGGUGGCGGUGGUGGUGGUGGUGUUGGAAGCUCUAGUAAGCAACAUUUGGGUUCUUGAAUCUCUUUUUGCAUGUGGAAAACUUAUGAAUGGUAGUUAACCAUGUUCAAAGACAUGUUGAUAGAUAUACAUAUGUAGAAUAUGUACUGUUUUUCGGAUUUGGAUUCCUGUUUGAGAACAUAAAUGUUGAAAUUGAAAUUGUUUUUCUAAUAUGUAAGAUAUUAUUUUACUUGUUUUU
Messenger RNA from Camellia sinensis, 1763 nucleotides. RefSeq names its product putative WRKY transcription factor 9. Gene Ontology annotation, biological process: regulation of DNA-templated transcription. The record is from RefSeq and is a predicted model, not a curated record. Lineage: Eukaryota; Viridiplantae; Streptophyta; Magnoliopsida; Ericales; Theaceae. Gene Ontology annotation, molecular function: sequence-specific DNA binding; DNA-binding transcription factor activity.